This is a messenger RNA of Aphanomyces astaci, 564 nucleotides long. RefSeq lists its product as hypothetical. NCBI's taxonomy places the organism in Eukaryota, Oomycota, Saprolegniomycetes, Saprolegniales, Verrucalvaceae. The record is from RefSeq and is a predicted model, not a curated record. The annotation marks the transcript as partial. The transcript has a single exon.
GAAUGCAGAACGACAUCGACCUGUCGUCCGCGGCAAGCAUCGCCCUUGGUGUCGGUCUCGGUGGCUUGGUCAUUCUCGUACUCAGCUACUUCCCUGGGGAGCCCUUUGACUACUCCAUCAAGCAGGAAGAUGAUGCUCCUGCAUCCGUUGAGGACGAGGCCGGCGACAUCAUGGAUGAGAUACCAGUUCCUCCAACUUCGUCAAAGACAUUGCACCGGCGGCACCAAGAUGCAAUUGAGGUUGAAAAAGCCGCAAGUGCCCUCCGUGUCGAUAAACUCCAGGAAUUGCUAGGUCUUGAAGAGUCCAAAAUCCGUGAUCUCGUCGCGCAGGCCAAGCGCGACACGUUAAACGGCAUCUCCCCGACACCGCGAGUCAACUACAUGGCUCGAGCCGAUCGUGUCGUGUAUUUCAGCUUCUUCAUGCUCAUGUGUUACUUUGCAUGGCGCGAUUACGGGCUCAACGUCCUCGACCUCGUUGCGUACUUGUUUCCCACCGAGACGGCCACCCUCCGCCAGAUCCUUCCUCUUGUCUGACUCUUAAUUCUGUCCAUACAAGCAAUCACUA